Messenger RNA from Ananas comosus (pineapple), 1740 nucleotides. RefSeq lists its product as uncharacterized. The record is from RefSeq and is a predicted model, not a curated record. The transcript is spliced from 7 exons. The coding region runs from base 424 to 1464 and encodes 346 amino acids. Lineage: Eukaryota; Viridiplantae; Streptophyta; Magnoliopsida; Poales; Bromeliaceae.
GGAUUUUUUUUUUCGGAGAGGGAAGCGAAAGAUCGGGAUUUGAAGUAGCAAAUCUGAGGAGACCGCGCUUUGAUUGGAUCCGAGGUGAGUUGUCCGUGGCCGUUGGAUUGGGUAUCGACGGCUGCUGCAGGGAGGAUGGGUUGGCUGCGGAUCGAUGACGUGGCGGGAUCACCUCGAAAUCGGGCGCGCAGGAGUAUACAACUUUUUGUUUUCCAUUUUAUUACUGCUGUGCCAUUAGGCCCAUCAUGAGCCCAGAUCCUUAGUCUCCCGUCACGGACUGGGCCUAAUCAACUAGCCCAAAACAAAACAAAAAAAACAAAAAAAAACGUUCAAAAUUUUAAUGCCGUGAAAUUUUCUUCAUCUUCGUCAUCAUCGUCGUCUUCUUCCUCUUCUUCUCUUUCGAACCCCAAGUCCUCCUCCCCCAUGAGAGCUCUGAAGAAAUCGGCGGUGCUCUACCACUACCCGUGCCCGGACGGCGCUUUCGCCGCCCUCGCCGCGCACCUCUACUUCGCCGGCGCUUCCCUUCCGGUCCUCUUCUUCCCAAACACCGUCUACGAUCCUAUCCGGAGCGACUCUCUCCCUUUGGAUGAAAUCAGUGAUGUUUACCUCCUGGAUUUCGUGGGACCCCCCGGUUUUGUCGCUGACUUGUCUUCCAAAGUUGACAGAGUGACUGUCUUAGACCAUCAUAAGACCGCAUUAGAAACUUUAUGUGGAAAUGCUGCGAUUCCGGAGAACCUUGAAAAGGUCAUAGAUAUGAAGAGAAGCGGUGCCACAAUUGCGUUUGAUUUCUUCAGGGAGAAGCUUUCGGCAAAAGGUGAUGCUUCCGGAGAUCACGAAAUCGGCAGUAAUGCCGUUUCUGGGGCUAAGCUUUUACCCGAUAGCCAGUUUGAAAGGGUGCAUAAACUUUUCAAGUUUGUCGAAGACGGCGAUCUUUGGAGAUGGGCACUUCCGUGCAGCAAGGCCUUCAGCAGCGGCCUAAAAGAUUUGGGUAUAGAAUACAAUGUCAAUGUGAACCCUUCGUUAUUUCAUAAGUUAUUGGCACUGGAUCCGGAACAUGUCAUUUCACAUGGCCAAGAGACACUUUCGCACAAGCAAAAGUUGAUAGAUGAAGCUCUAGCUCGGUCCUAUGAAAUCGCACUAGGUUGUGGGCUAUUUGGACAUUGCCUGGCUGUUGAUGCUGAUUCUAUUUCAAACCUGAGGAGCGAGCUUGGGCACCAGCUAGCUAAAAGGAGCCGAUUCCUAAAUCUAAGGGGAAUCGGAGCAGUGGUGUAUAAGGUCCCUGAGCUUAACAACGACCAGAUGCGGAAAAUAAGCCUUCGAAGCGUGGAUUUGGAAGACACAACCCCCAUCUCACAGAAAUAUGGCGGUGGUGGGCAUCGGAAUGCAAGUUCUUUUAUGUUAAGAUUAUCUGAGUUUGAGAGCUGGAAAGUACAGACCAAACCUAUAGACGAGGCAAUCAAUUGAGUGUCUAUUAAUCGAAAGAUGGCCUGUAGCUCAAAAUCAAAGUUGUUCCUCUCUCAUAUCUUAAUUUAUUGUAAAUCCUGUACUAAUUAAGUAUAAAGGUCGAAAAUGUCAAAAAUGGUGCUUGUUCCAGAGUGUAAUUUACUGAGAAUUUCAAGUUUGUCAUGUAUAAUUUGUAACACUAAGUUGCAAACAAUGUCCCCAUCUUUUACCGUGCAUUGGAAACACAACUAGUGCCCUCAAACUUGCAUUUGAAUUGGAUGUAGCAUUAAGUUAUUC